AUGACCCAUCUGGAGGAUGAUGUAGUAUCCCUGAUGAGAAAGAGAGUGAUUGAUAUGGCUGGCACUCUAGGGGAAACAGUGAAUGUUGAGUUGAAUGGCAAGAUGGUGCCUGUAAAGAACUUCUCAAACUAUGUGAACUGGAUUUGUGAGAAAGUAAAUGAUCAGUGGGAGGUGUGCGUGAGUCUAAGUGAAGGGCAGUUCCAGCAGGUCAGCUUCGUAAAUGGAAUUGCAACCACAGGAGGUGGAAGUCAUGUUGAUUAUGUCACAAAUCAGAUUGCCACCUAUGUGAUAAAGAUCUUGAAUAUGAAAAUGAAAAAUGUGGAUGUGGAUGUGCAUAACGUAAAGAACCAUUUAUGGGUAUUUGUUAAUGUGCUAUUUGAAAACCCUGCUUUCGACUCACAGACCAAGGACACUUUAACCACAGAUCCACAAAGCUUUGGGUCGAAAUGUGAGUUUUCUGAUGUUUUCUUGAAAAAAGUUGUUAACUCAGGUGUUAUCCGAAACAUGCUCAUAGAGAAGAUUGGUGGAAGAUGA
Molecule: messenger RNA, 534 nt
Organism: Miscanthus lutarioriparius
Lineage: Eukaryota; Viridiplantae; Streptophyta; Magnoliopsida; Poales; Poaceae
Source: the annotation of a GenBank genome assembly